This is a messenger RNA of Nicrophorus vespilloides, 592 nucleotides long. RefSeq names its product transmembrane protein 222. The coding region runs from base 42 to 572 and encodes 176 amino acids. The transcript is spliced from 2 exons. NCBI's taxonomy places the organism in Eukaryota, Metazoa, Arthropoda, Insecta, Coleoptera, Silphidae. The record is from RefSeq and is a predicted model, not a curated record.
AAUCGAAAAUAAAGCAUCAAUCAAUUAUUGUUGUUGAUAGAAUGGUAGAAAACGGUGAGAUGGAGUACAACAGCACGUUUCGAGCCAAAAUCGACAAAUCCAAAGACAGAUAUCCAUUCUGCAUAGUAUGGACACCCAUUCCUCUGCUGACAUGGUUAUUCCCAUUCAUAGGUCAUAUGGGAAUUGCUCUCUCGUCUGGCGUGAUACGAGAUUUUGAUGGACCAUACCAUGUGUCUGAAGACAACUUUGGGUUUGGAAGACCAGCAAAAUACUGGAUGCUUGAUCCAUCAAGAAGCAGGGGAGGUGUAUCCGGCUGGGAUGCUGCUGUCACAGAAGCAUCAGAUAUAUACAAACUGAGGCCGCACAAUAUAUUCUGUGAUAAUUGCCAUUCUCAUGUUGCAAUGGCUAUGAACAUGAUGCAAUACAGUAACAAGACAAACUGGAAUAUGUUUUGGUUAGCAGCAAUGAUGCUAUCAUUCAGCAAAUAUGUAAAUUUCUGGGGUUUCAUAAAGACUUGGCUACCAUUUGCCAUAAUAUCAACAACUGCAAUAAUAUUAUAUCUUUAUGUAUAAAUAAAUUUUGAGUAUAUUCU